Punctularia strigosozonata HHB-11173 SS5 is the source of this 630-nucleotide messenger RNA. RefSeq lists its product as uncharacterized. The annotation marks the transcript as partial. The transcript has 2 exons. The record is from RefSeq and is a predicted model, not a curated record. NCBI's taxonomy places the organism in Eukaryota, Fungi, Basidiomycota, Agaricomycetes, Corticiales, Punctulariaceae.
GUCGACCUUUCGCAAGUCGGCGCCAAAGAAGCCGCAGAGAUAGAAUCGGCCGAGCACAAAGCCCUUGGGUACCGUCCGCCCAAAGACUCGCUCGCCGCCGCAGCCAAAUCCGCCGCCGCCGAGCACCCGACCGCGUCCGCCGGCCUACCCAAAUCGCAGCUCGCAGAAGCCGCCCGCGAAGACGCGCUCCGCACGGUCGCCGCGACGGGAGGCGUGGGUGGUGUCGGCCUGGACAGCGUCGGCGAGAAGGACGCGCGGACGAUCCAGAGCGAGGAACACAAGGCGCUCGGCUACCGCCCCCCGCCCGGCUCGCUCGCCGCCGAAGCGCAAUCCGCCGCCGCGAAGCACCCCGCGGCGAGCACCGGCCUGCCCGCGGAAGCACUGCGCGCCGUGGCCGACGUGGACGCGCUCGCGACCGAGCUCGAGCGCGCGCCGGGGCUGGAGAACGUUGGCGAGGACGACGCGCGGACGAUCCAGAGCGCGGAGCACAAGGCGCUCGGGUACCGCCCGCCUCCGGGCACGCUCGCGGCCGAGGCGCAAUCUGCGGCCGCGAAGCAUCCCGAUGCCCAUAUGGGCUUGCCGAAGGAGGAGCUGCAGGAGGCGGCGGUGGUGGACGCGGCGUUGACGGAG